CCCAGCACCGACUGCCAGAAACCUAGAUGCGGCUGGGCAGAGUGUGUCCCCGGGGUCCGGGGAAAGUGCGAAGCCCACGCCACCGCUUCUCAUGCACGUUAUUUGUCUCGACAACAGGUAGCAGCUGUGGACACCAUGGGCCCCAGCUCGCCGCUUCUUCGAACCUCUCGGUGCUUCCGGGCCUUCACGAGCAGCCUCCUCAGGCCUCCCACAGCCGUCCUUUGAACGGACUCCUGCGUCUGGGGAUCCCUGGAGACAUGUAUGCGAGGUCGGAACCUUUUGCACCAGGGCCUAUGGCCCGCAGCGACACUCUGGCAACAGCCACAGCCCUGCACGGUUAUGGCGGCAUGAACCUGACCAUGAACCUCACCGCACCCCAUGGCCCUGGAGCCUUUUUCCGCUAUAUGCGCCAGCCCAUCAAACAGGAGCUCAUCUGCAAGUGGCUAGGGGAUGACAGCCCGAUGUCCCCACGUCCCUGCUCCAAAACUUUCAGCACCAUGCACGAGCUGGUCACGCACGUCACUGUGGAGCACGUCGGUGGCCCAGAGCAGGCUAACCACAUUUGCUUCUGGGAGGAGUGUCCGCGACAGGGCAAGCCCUUCAAAGCCAAAUACAAACUUGUAAAUCACAUCCGCGUGCACACGGGCGAGAAGCCCUUCCCUUGUCCUUUCCCAGGGUGUGGGAAGGUCUUUGCUAGAUCAGAAAAUCUCAAAAUACACAAACGAACACAUACAGGCGAGAAACCUUUCAGAUGUGAGUUCGAGGGCUGUGAGCGGCGUUUCGCCAACAGCAGCGACCGCAAGAAGCAUUCGCACGUGCACACGAGCGACAAGCCUUAUAUGUGCAAGGUGCGCGGGUGUGACAAGUGUUACACGCACCCCAGCUCUCUGCGAAAGCACAUGAAAGUUCAUGGUCGCUCGCCGCCACCCAGCUCUGGCUACGACUCGGCUAUAACGUCUGCUCUCNCGUCGCCCUCGUUAGAAAGCGGCCGUGAGCCCUCAGUGGCUUGCUCUGCGGCGGUGGUUGUGCGUGGCACAGACGUGAGCGAAUGAUGUUGCUUGCAAGGUAAUCUUGCCCUGCGCAGCUGAGCGCCCGCAUCUUGCGCCUGCGACAUCAAAGGGCUCUCUCACAAAGCAGUGUUUCUUCGCCACGGUGCAUCUUCAUGGUAAGUUAGGAUUUCUAUGGCAAUGGGCAAGUCUCACUGAAAUCCUGAAAGGCCGAUCCUGGAGCCCGUCCAGGCUUUUCAUUAAGGACAUAAUAUUUACGUCUAACAGGCCUUUUUUCUUGUGUAUACAAGUAUAUAUUUUUGUUUGACGCGGACUAAAUCAUUUUCAUUUAAUUUCCGGUAAACAAAACCCACGCGAAUGGGCACUUGUUCCCGAUCAUAAUAAAAAUGGAUAAUAAUGCGAGGGAAGAAAAGGGCCGCUUGAAUCGCCGCUCAGCUCUCUUUGUUUCUGCUUUCUGCGGUGAUCAGAGGGCGUAUUUGGGUUUGAUGGCNAGUUUCUAAAGGCGAGGAAAUGGUUUGUAAGAGGGAAAAGAAAAGGAGAAAGGUCCAAUCAAGCUCGGGUUGUUCAAAGAGUCGCGUUUUGGGGUUGAAAGUGUGAGUUUGACGGUGCAUCAGCAUGCCGCGUUAGGCUCGCCAUGGAAAUGCGCGCGGGGAGCGGCCGCUUCAAAGGCGGCACACUUCACUGCGGACACUCUAUUAAGAUACAUUUGCGCUGACCUUUGCUUUCACGCCAUUUAAUACUGUCACUGUGCUCUCCAGUAUAUACUUCCUCCCAGGACCUGUCUUGCCAGUGUUUAGGGGUUCACUAUACAUCCUGAUGUAGCGGGCUUUGGCACCCGGGAUUCUUUCAAGAAAGGGAGGAGGAACCGGACCCGAACAUCUUGACAGCGCCCAUAGGCUCCAGAGUCAGAGUAACUGACUAGGGCAUCCUGAGAAGCUUACCAAAGGAGCAUCCCCAGUUGAGUUGGGUGCUACAGAGUCGAAUGGGGAUUUAAGACGAAGGUGGCCGACUUGGGGGAAGUGUGGGAACUGUUAACUAUGCCUCGGGGACAGUUAGUUUCCCUGUGUUCCCCAGAGGUGCCAUACUGCUUCCUAACCCUAGAAGUCUCUCAGCCCCUUAAGCUUUUCCUCUGACAUGCCACUGUGUGGUAUCCUUAGGUCUGGGUUGGCUUUUGGGUACAAACUGAAAAGCCCAAGGCCAAGGGGAUGGGGAAGAUGGCAGCAAAGUUAGAAGUCCAUGUUCCCUUAAUUGUCUUGUUGUUUAUUUUAUCCAAGUACCCUAGUGAAUAGGGGAAAAAUAAACACGGUGGAAAAAAAUCAAACAGUAGAGUCUUCUUUAGUGCCCGUCCUUGUGGUUGAAUAAAAAGGAUGGUCUGCCUUCUAUUGAGCUGAGAAAUCUUUGAAGUGGGAGUUAUUAUCUGAGACAUUCCUGCUUGUCGUCCUAACAACGCUGGUGAAAUGUAAAAGGUUCUUUGUCAGCGAUUUGUUCUCCUCUCUGUCAAACUCACUUUGCCCCAUUGGUUCCAAACCAUUGCUAAAGAGAUAAAAUCAAAUUUCUUUAAAAAGAAAAAGAAGAAGAAGAGAAGAAAAGAAAAGAAAAGAAAGACCCCUACACUCCACCAGUAGAUAACUUUAGGAAUAAGUUUUGCUAUGGGGGACCCUCCCUCCCCCAAAACAACAAAAAACAAAACAAAACAAAACCCACAAAACCAUUGUGUAGUUUCAGUCCUGGUGAUGUGUGUAGAUGUGGUAAGGCCCUUUGCACAAAAACUGGUACUUUAGGUAAUGCAAGAAGGAAAGAGGUAGAGGGUGAGUGUCCCAAGUNGAUGCUCUGGAUGGCCCUGUGACCGUACAUUCUGUCCUUGCCUGCAUCCCAUCCACCCAGAUUNACUAACUGGAUGAAUUUUGCUGGAGAUCACUCCAGCUCCAAAUAUUCCCACUUGGGAUACUUGGAACUUAAGUCUGAAUACAGGUACUGUUAAAGCGUUCCCCCUUUUCAAGAAACUUCUGGUAUAAAUAGAUCCACUGUGUUUUCAAACCACUAGCAGCAAUCAGCACACUGUUUCUGUCAUUUAAUCUAAAGGAUGGUAGCAUAAGGGAGAGAAACAUUUUAAUAUCCCCCCCCUUUUUUCCUAAUCAUCUUGGAGUUCAGAAGGUUUGGUUUACAUGAUAGUGGGAAAAAUGCAUGCACGUGCCUCCUCCCUCCCUGUGUGCACUGCUUCAUUUUAUAGUGUGCCUAGAAUGGAAACUUUCCCCCUGGUCAGGUUUUCUAGACCUCCUAUUGUAGUUUUAAAGGUGAUGAAAAUAGAUAAGGAUGUUCCCAUCACCCUGCUCCCUGUGCUUACUAAAUGAUUUGUGAAGAACUAUCCCCAAGUUGUAACCCAUGUACUUCCUUAGAGUUGCUGCAAAAUGUCUCUUAUAUUGAUGCUGUUUGUUUACCUGACUCUCCAUAUGUCUGUUUGUAUUGCCAAUUUAUGGGGAAAAUGUAAUGAUUGCAAUGAAAGUGAAUUAUACAUCCAGGCAAAUCUCUUAUAGUCAUAACUGACAUAAACACAAGUCUGAGUCAACUGUUAGAUUAUUGAUACCUUGUCUAGCUACACUGUGAUUUUAAAAUCUUUCCCCUUAACAGCAGUUAAGUUAUGAACUAAUUUGAAGGGGAAAAAGUUGUUGUGUAUAUUUGUCAGUGGUUGUUGAAUAAAGUUCAAAGCUGAGACAUAAUCUCCUUGAAAACAUGUAUCUGUGAGUUAAAUAAAAUAAUUUUCUCCCUCCAAAAACAUUUUGUGGAUGUGUAGCUUCUUUUUGCUGUGUUAUUUGGAAAUAAAGAUUUGAUGUUUUCUUUCCUCCUUG
Messenger RNA from Mus caroli (Ryukyu mouse), 3853 nucleotides. NCBI's taxonomy places the organism in Eukaryota, Metazoa, Chordata, Mammalia, Rodentia, Muridae. The record is from RefSeq and is a predicted model, not a curated record.